Oikopleura dioica is the source of this 1425-nucleotide messenger RNA. NCBI's taxonomy places the organism in Eukaryota, Metazoa, Chordata, Appendicularia, Copelata, Oikopleuridae. The record is from the annotation of a GenBank genome assembly.
AUGAAAAUUUAUAGACGACUGAAACUUUCUUCUCUUAUUGGCUUGGCGGCUACAGUCUUCCUCUUCACAAAAUUCGCCGAGUUUUGCAAUGAACAAAAAUUAUUCCAAUUUCAAUUCACAAUUUACGAUUUCUACGGCGAAAAUAAUCCCGAGCAAAAAGACUACGGGCCAAUUUGGUCGAAUUCGCUUGGAGAGACGCAUCUUCUCAUCGGAAUUCCAACGGUCAAAAGAGCUGCAGAAAGCUAUCUCAAAGAUACGCUGAGCUCAAUAAAGACUGAUCUAAAGAACUUCAAAGAAUCGGAAACGUUCAAAAUUUCGAUCGUUCUUUUCGCAGGAAAAAGUGACGAGGAAUAUUUCGACGAAUUGAAAGAAGAGUAUCAAGAUGAACUUGGGGAAGAUUUCGCGGUUUUAAUGGCUCCCGAUGAUUAUUACCAUGAAUACUUUGACAAGCCAAUCAGCCCAACUUUCGGCGAUUCUGUCGAGCGAAUGUCCUGGCGAACCAUGCAAGCUCUCGACUACAUUUUCCUCUGGGAAAACGCCAUGAAAUUUCCGCUCUAUUUACAACUCGAAGACGAUGUUCAAAUCAACGCCGGUUUCUUCAAUUUCAUCAGCAAUCAGUUAAAAAGUCUCGAAAAAAAAGACUGGUUUUCGCUGGAAUUUUCACCGCUUGGUUUUAUUGGAAAAUUGUUCAAAAGCGAGAGUUUGCAGGCGCUGACGCACUAUAGCAAGUUGUUUUUUGAUGUAAAGCCGAUUGAUUGGAUCUAUUGGAGUUAUAUAAGAAUGAAAGUUUGCUCCCCCGAGUGGGACAAAAAAAAGUGCCAAGCAGAAAUUCGAAAAGUCGCGAUUUCCUGCACCUCGAAAACUCCGCUCCUCAGUCAUAUUGGCUCGAUUUCAUCGCUCGACGGAAAAGUCCAGCAUCUGGUGGAAAGGGCGCAAGGAAACCCUGAUGCCUCGAAAAUCUGGUGCACUGACAACAUCAAUUUAUCAGACUUGGAAGCGAUUUACAAGUGCGUUUUCUUCCUUGAUUUCAAUUUUCAGAACCAUUUUAGGUCUUCUAAGACAAUCGAAGUUGUUCCAGUAAAAGAUAAGAAGACAACAAUUAAAAUUUCUUUCCGCCACCUUCAGUCGCCAAAAGACUUUAUUUUCUACCACGGGACGAAGGCCGCCGGCCAGCCGAGCAGUCGAUCUCAAUCGAAAAUUCCGACAACAACGAGGAUCUUUGCGGAUGUGAAUGGAGAAGGAUGGAAAGAUGUUUUGGAUUUUUCUCAGUGUUAUCAUGGCGCGAAAACAACAAAUCUUGGCGUAAAAACAACCUGUUCAAUGAGCAAAUACAGUUCUGGAGAAACAAUCAUCAACGCCUUCAAAAUCGAAGUCCCAAGUGGCCACGAAGCUUUUCUUCUUCAUAAAAUCGACAUCCAUAGAUAA